AUAAGUAGAGAUUGUCAGGAGUUAGAGCCCUCCAUUGGUGAGCAGUUGGCUUCCUUGCUUUAUCUUGAACCAGAUAGUGAACUUAUGGCAAUGUCACUUGCAGCAGAAUCAAAACGAGAAGAGGAGAAAGCAAAGGGAGUUAAUCCAGAAAAUGGGGGUGAGAACCCAGACAUUGUUCCAUUUGAGGACAAUGAGGAAGAAGAAGAAGAAGAAAGUGAAGAGGAAGAAGAGAACUUUGGGGUUGCAUCUCAUGGAAGAGGAAGAGGCAGAGGAAUGAUGUGGCCUCCUCAAAUGCCACUAGCACGUGGUGCCAGGCCAAUUCCGGGCAUGCGAGGUUUUCCCCCUGGAAUGAUGGGUGCUGAUGGGUUUUCUUAUGGACCUGUUACACCUGAUGGUUUUGGAAUACCAGAUCUUUUCAGCGUGGGUCCUCGAGCUUUUGGCCCAUAUGGCCCCAGAUUCUCUGGCGAUUUUACGGGUCCCAUGUCUGGCAUGUUGUUUCAUGGGAGACCUCCACAACCUGGGGCUGUCUUCCCUCCUGGUGGUUUUGGAAUGAUGAUGGGCCCAGGACGGCCCUCCAUGAUGGGAGGAAUAGGGCCUACAGCUGCAAGUGUUGCUCGGGCCGGUAGGCCAGUUAACAUGCCUCCUAUGUUUCAACCACCUCCGCCCCACUCUCAAAACACUGCUCGUGCUGCCAAGAGAGACCAGAGGAUGCCAACUAAUGAUCGAAAUGAGAGAUUUAGUACAGGUCCAGAACAAGGAAGGAGUCAAGACGUGGCUAGUACUGGUGCAGGACCAGAUGAUGACACACAAUGCCAACAAAAUGGAUCAAGAUUCUGCCAAGAUGAUCAAUUUGCCUCUGGAAACAACACAAGAAAUGAAGAGAGUGAAAGUGAAGACGAGGAUGAGGCACCAAGGCGAUCCAGGCACGGGGAGGGGAAGAAGAAGCGCCGAAGUUCAGAAGAAGAUGUGAGUGCCUUUUCUGACCAUUAAGAAAUGCUGCUUGGCUAGCAAUUAAGCUCCCUUGCACGGACAACAAUUUAUGAGACUAGAUUAUCUGUGUCAGAAUUUUGAUCCUGUAAAAUCUGAUUUUUUUAAGCAACGAUAUUGCAUGCUUUUACUGAAGUAGUCCUAGGUAAUGAAGAAAAACUUUGAGCUUUUUCAUCUUUUUUUCAUUGAUAAUUUCUGAAGCACAUUGCAAAUUUUGUACAAGUAUACUUCUUAGAGUUGCUAAAAGCUACACAAACUGAUGUACACUUCUUAGUACUGUUAUUCGCAGUUUGGUGUAAGUAACUUUGUGAUGUAAAAGGAAAGUAAAGGGAGCUCUAUCCAGCAUUGUUCACUUC
Carica papaya (papaya) is the source of this 1343-nucleotide messenger RNA. The record is from RefSeq and is a predicted model, not a curated record. Lineage: Eukaryota; Viridiplantae; Streptophyta; Magnoliopsida; Brassicales; Caricaceae.